UCCUUUUAGAAACAAAACCCCUCUUCUAGCUAAAACCCUUCUCCCCCCUUGCAGUUUUCAUUCUCCGAGUCAGUUCUUCUUCUUCCCUGACCUAAUAAUCAUGGUGGUGUUGACGGAGAAGAACGACGCAGCAGUCAUCCUAUGUAGAUUCAACAAAAUUGUGUUAAGUUGGGAUUAUUUCAGUCUCCUCCCAAACCUCAAAGAUAAGAAAAAGAAGCUCAAAAUUUCUAAAGAAGAUGCGAAGAAAUUAGGUCUGAAGAAAGUGAAAAAGAGUUAUAAAACUGUUGAUGAUUAUAUCAAAACUUUUGAACCACUUUUGUUUGAAGAAGUUAAAGCUCAGAUCAUUCAAGGAAAAUCUAAAGAUGAUGAUGAUGAUGUGGGAGUAUCUAAAUUUGGAUGUAUUAGCUCGUAUACUGAAGCUGACGGGUUUCAUUUGCCGAUGGUGGUGUUUGAGGCGGAGGAGGAUGAUCGGAUUGCAGAGAAUGAUCUUCUACUUGUUACUGAACAUCAGAUUGAAAAAACAUUGCCAAAAAUGUAUGCAUUUGCCUUCGUAUUAAAUCGCGAGGGUAGAAAUCAGAUGAAACUGCGGAUGUUUGUGGGUGGAGAAUUUGAGGGUAUCAAUACUGAUAAAAUCAAACAUAUUCCACCGCGCAUGUCUGAAAUGCACAAGUUUUUCGGAAAAGAGCAAGCAAAAAGAUCCAUGUGCUUUGUCAAGGUUGCUGGCUUGUCAACUAUCAUUCGUGAAUAUGUGGCCUUGAUGUCUGUUAAAUCUCUUCCUUUUAAAGACUUGAUAUUGUCAGCUUCUGAAAAAGAUGCUACUUCAGAGCAUCGUCCGUGGAAAAUUCCGAGACCUCUCAUGCAAUCUCUCGAAAAUAAUCACAACAGUUCACAAUUGGAUGCCAUACGUGAGGGUCUUUCACGUAAAUCUGUUGUUCUCAUCCAGGGUCCCCCUGGAACAGGAAAAACUCAAACAAUCCUUGGACUCCUCAGUGCCGUUCUGCAUGCAACUCCUACAACUUUGCAGUCUAAGGGAGAAAAGCUUGAGAUAAUACGUCAGCCUGAAAUGUCAAUAUCUGAAAAGUAUGAUCACUGGAAGAUAGCAUCACCAUGGUUGUAUGGUUGCAACCCCAGAGACCUAAUUAUGCCCAUUGACGGUGAUGACGGAUUUUAUCCAACAAGUGGCAACGAUAUGAAACCGGAAGUAGUCAAUUCAAAUCGGAAAUAUCGUGCACGAGUAUUGGUCUGUGCUCCAUCCAACUCAGCGCUGGAUGAGAUUGUUUUGCGACUACUGAACACAGGAAUUCGUGAUGAAAAAGACCGUCCGUAUAACCCUAAAAUUGUGCGAAUUGGUCUAAAGGCACAUCAUUCUGUUCAGGCGGUGGCCAUGGACUAUCUUGUAAACCAGAAACUUGCUGGGAUGAAUACAACAGCUGAUAUCCGGAAGCAGGGAUCGGGAGCUGACGAUAGAGACAGUAUCAGAGCUUCAAUUCUUAGUGAAGCAGCCAUUGUUUUUUCCACUCUCAGUUACAGUGGUUCCACACUCUUCAGUAAGCUGAAUCAUGGGUUCGAUGUUGUUAUUAUUGAUGAAGCUGCUCAAGCUGUCGAAGGGGCAACACUUAUUCCCUUGGCCAACGGAUGCAAACAAGUAUUUCUGGUUGGGGAUCCUGUUCAGUUACCAGCAACUGUUAUAUCUACUAUCGCACAAAAAUUUGGAUAUGGGAUGAGCUUGUUCAGUAGAUUCCAGGAGGCUGGCUAUCCAGUGCAGAUGCUAAAAACCCAAUAUCGCAUGCACCCAGAGAUAAGACACUUCCCUUCAAAAGAAUUUUAUUCCGCGGCAUUAAAGGAUGGGGAAGAAGUAAAGGAGCAGACAAUACGGCCAUGGCAUGAUUUCAAGUGCUUUGGGCCAUUUUGUUUUUUCGACAUAGAAGAUGGUAUUGAAUCGGGAUCCGAGGACACUGAUCAAUCUAAGGUUAAUUUUGAUGAAGUUGAAUUCGUCCUUUUGAUGUACCAUAAGUUGGUGAAGAAUUAUCCGAAGCUAAAAUCAAGUUCUCAGCUGGCAAUAAUAACUCCUUAUGCCAAGCAAAUGAAGCUCUUCCGAGAUCGUUUUCGUGAAACUUUUGGGAUGGAAUCCAAUAAAUUUGUGGAUAUAAACACUGUUGAUGGGUUUCAGGGUCGGGAAAAAGAUGUCGCGAUAUUUUCUUGCGUUAGGGCCAACAAAGAAGGCAAAAUAGGGUUUUUGGGGAACUUUCGAAGAAUGAACGUUGGAAUCACCAGAGCACGGUCGUCAGUCCUGGUUGUGGGUUCUGCAUCUACACUGAAGAAGGACAAGCAUUGGAACAGUCUAGUUGAAAGUGCUCGAGAACGGGGUUGUCUUUUCAAGGUUCAGAAACCUUAUGGCUCAUAUUUCAGUGAUGAAAACUUGGAAAGCAUGAAAGUGGCUGAAUCCCAGUUAGAGCGUAUGGAGGGUCAUAUGAAUGAUAUGGAAAAUAACGCGAACAUGGACGUCAAUCCUAUGGUAGAAGAUGUUGAUCAAGCAAAUGUAGAUGAUGAAGACGGCGGAGAUGGAGAUGGAGGAGAUGGUAAUGAUGAUUAGACUAGUUUUAUAUUUUUCGACUCGAUCAAUUUACCCUUGUUAAACGCUAAUAGGUUUCGAAAAAAGAAGCCACCAAACCAAAUUUUGAUGUAUAUAGUUUGAUAUAUGUAAUGAUAUAGCUUAGUUUGGUGGCUUCACACAAAGCAAAUGUUGUAGGCCAUUUCAAAACGUAAUAUCCAGUUGUUUUUUCCUGUGAAUCAUCUCGGUAUGAGUUAACACAGGGCCUUGCAGC
Molecule: messenger RNA, 2825 nt
Organism: Papaver somniferum (opium poppy)
Lineage: Eukaryota; Viridiplantae; Streptophyta; Magnoliopsida; Ranunculales; Papaveraceae
Product: probable helicase MAGATAMA 3
Exons: 20
Coding region: 101-2593 (830 amino acids)
Molecular function (GO): helicase activity
Source: RefSeq, a predicted model, not a curated record